Messenger RNA from Gekko japonicus, 1934 nucleotides. It is a transcript of the gene USP12, whose product is annotated as ubiquitin specific peptidase 12. The record is from RefSeq and is a predicted model, not a curated record. Gene Ontology annotation, biological process: protein deubiquitination. Gene Ontology annotation, molecular function: cysteine-type endopeptidase activity; cysteine-type deubiquitinase activity. Gene Ontology annotation, cellular component: cytosol; nucleus. Bases 116 to 1228 code for a protein of 370 amino acids. The transcript has 9 exons. NCBI's taxonomy places the organism in Eukaryota, Metazoa, Chordata, Lepidosauria, Squamata, Gekkonidae.
GUGUGUCCCGCGGUAAACAGCUGGUUGGAGGCGGCGCCGGGCUGCUUCCCUCCUCCGCUGGGACUCCCCCAGCUCGGUUCGACGUUGUGAUUGGGUGGAAAAUGGCGCUGCGCGGAUGGAAAUCCUAAUGACAGUCUCCAAAAUCGCCUCCAUCUGUACCAUGGGCGCUAAUGCCUCAGCUUUGGAGAAAGAGAUUGGUGCAGAACAGUUUCCAGUCAAUGAACACUAUUUUGGCUUAGUAAAUUUUGGAAAUACAUGCUACUGCAAUUCGGUUCUUCAGGCACUUUAUUUCUGUCGUCCCUUUCGAGAGAAAGUCUUGGCGUACAAGAGUCAGCCUAGGAAAAAAGAGAAUCUGCUUACCUGCUUAGCUGAUCUUUUUCACAGCAUAGCCACUCAGAAGAAAAAAGUUGGAGUGAUACCUCCAAAAAAGUUCAUAACAAGAUUGCGAAAAGAGAAUGAGCUUUUUGACAACUACAUGCAGCAAGAUGCACAUGAGUUCUUGAACUAUCUGCUGAAUACAAUUGCUGAUAUUUUGCAAGAAGAAAGAAAGCAGGAGAAACAAAAUGGUCGUCUACCUAAUGGCAGCAUUGACUGUGAAAACAAUAACUGCCCCCCAGACCCCACGUGGGUUCAUGAAAUCUUUCAGGGAACGUUAACGAAUGAAACAAGAUGUCUCACUUGUGAAACAAUAAGCAGCAAAGAUGAAGAUUUUUUAGAUCUCUCUGUUGAUGUGGAGCAAAAUACUUCAAUUACUCACUGUUUAAGGGGUUUCAGCAAUACAGAAACCCUGUGCAGUGAAUAUAAAUAUUAUUGUGAGGAAUGUCGCAGUAAACAAGAAGCACAUAAAAGAAUGAAAGUGAAAAAACUACCAAUGAUUCUAGCUCUCCAUCUGAAGAGAUUUAAGUACAUGGAUCAGCUACAUCGAUACACGAAACUAUCUUACAGGGUAGUGUUUCCCUUAGAACUUCGACUGUUCAAUACUUCGGGAGAUGCUACUAAUCCUGACAGGAUGUAUGAUCUUGUGGCUGUAGUAGUUCACUGUGGAAGUGGACCUAACAGAGGACACUACAUUGCAAUAGUGAAGAGUCAUGACUUCUGGUUGCUCUUUGACGAUGAUAUUGUAGAGAAAAUAGAUGCACAAGCUAUUGAAGAAUUCUACGGGUUGACAACGGACUCCUCUAAAAACUCUGAGUCUGGUUAUAUCCUCUUCUAUCAGUCUCGGGACUGAAUAGGAUCUGUGGUGAAGAUGGCUUCAUUUCUGGCUGUUGUGGAAAGGAAAAAAGCACUGAUUCUUUUCUUUUUCUUUCUUUCUUAAUUUUUUAUUUUUGGGGGGUAAAAGGAAUGCAGGGAGUCAAAGGGGUGGCAGCACGGUUUGCACAGGACAAAACAAAGAUUUCAACGAGGCUUUUAAAAACUCUUCAUAUCAUGUUCAUUUAAUUUCGCUCAGGUUUCAUGGUGACAGUGUGACCCACCACAAUUGCCCAGUGGGAGCCAGUGACAGCUAGUCCUGUAAGGGUUUGCCACCAAGCAGCUGAACUGUAUCUUGAUUUGAUCCAAAGUCCAUGUCAGUGGAAGCACUUUCCUAUUCUCCAGAAUACUUUGAAUUUUGGCCAGUGUUGCACCAAAAGCAAGUGCAACAGAAGCAAUAUAAAUCUGACAUACUAAUUCACAUGCUUAUUUUUUAUUAUGAGAAGUGCAAAUUAUUUGGGGGUUUGUUUGUUUGUUUGUUUGCUAAUACUCAGUUCUAAAAAUAUAAUUUUUCCUGAUUUUCCUGCAUGCCUAAAUUAGAGAGAGUUAGCCUAACAGUUGCCUUCCUGGCCAGAAUAAAUUAAUAGAAUUCGAUAUUUAAGCUACAAUCAAGAAGGCAAGUAUGUUUUGCUUCCUUUAAGAAGCUUACAUUACAGUAAUAUGUACCUCUAUGAUUGGGAACAGUU